AGAAUACAAAAAUCUUGUGGUGUUAACUUUAGAAACUUGUGUUUUAAAUUAGUUUUUACUUUUCUUUGUUAUUUAGGCAGAGAUUCAACUGGUUCAGUCAAUAGGAGUGGAUCCAAGCAGAAUCAUCUAUGCCAACCCCUGCAAGCAAGUUUCUCACAUCAAGUAUGCAUCUGCCCAUCGGGUCGAAAUAAUGACCUUUGACAGCGAGGCAGAACUCAUGAAAGUGGCCUGUUGCCAUGACAAUGCUAAAUCACGGCUGUUAUCAAUUAUGCCCUGGACAAGUAUUUCCCUGCUGACUCUGGUGUUAAGAUCAUCGCUGAGCCAGGACACUUUUAGGCAUCUUCUGCUUUCACACUGGUUGUUAACAUCAUUGCCAAGAAGGUCAUCAUGGAUUCAACCUCUGAUGAAGCCAAAGCCAGAUGAGAUCAUGUACCCCUGCAGUAUCUGGGGCCCAACUUGUGAUGGUCUUGAUCGCAUUGUUGAGCAGUGUAACCUGCCUGACAUGCAAGUGGGCGACUGGCUGGUCUUUGAAAACAUGGGUGCCUACACCGUGGUUACCUCCUCCACCUUCAAUGGUUUCCAAAGACCUGGCAUUCACUAUGUCAUGUCCCGUCCUGCUUGGCAACACAUGCAGCAGAUUUGUUUGCAGGGGAUGCCAGCUCCUGCAGAGGAGUUUCACCUGUUUGAAGUAUCAACCUAGAGAGCAGCUUAUGAUGCACCUAAGUUACAUUCCUGGCUAGUAACUCACAAGGAGGUUAACUAUUAAAACACAGGGAAUCGAACAGCA
Messenger RNA from Hippoglossus stenolepis (Pacific halibut), 787 nucleotides. RefSeq names its product ornithine decarboxylase-like. The record is from RefSeq and is a predicted model, not a curated record. Bases 191 to 700 code for a protein of 169 amino acids. NCBI's taxonomy places the organism in Eukaryota, Metazoa, Chordata, Actinopteri, Pleuronectiformes, Pleuronectidae. Gene Ontology annotation, cellular component: cytoplasm. The transcript has 4 exons. Gene Ontology annotation, molecular function: ornithine decarboxylase activity.